AUGGGCGGCGGGGGGCCGGGCCGCGGGGCGCGGCGGGUGCCCGCCUGCCUCUGGGUGACGCUGGCGCUGGCGUGGGGCGCGGGGAGCCGGGCCGCCGUGGCCGCGGGGGAGGGGGACGGGGAGGCCGGGCCGGGGGACGCGGGGGCGCCGUGCGGGGCGGAGGGCUGGGCGCAGGCCGCCGUCCCGCCGGGCCCGGCCUUCGUGGCCGCGGCGUCGUACCGCGGGCCGGGCAACAACGACACGCGGAGCAACAAGGCGCUGCCCAUCCUGCUGUGGUGGAGCGGCAGCCUCUUCCCGCACUUCCCCGGCGACACGGAGCGCAUCGACUGUCCGCGGGGCUCGUGCCUGGUCACGCGCAGCCGGCGGGCGGCGCGGCACCGCCGCACCAAGGCGCUCAUCUUCUACGGCACCGACUUCCGCGCCUACGAGGCGCCGCUGCCCCGCCUGCCCCACCAGACGUGGGCGCUCUUCCACGAGGAGUCCCCCAUGAACAACUACCUUCUCUCGCACCCGCCCGGCAUCCGCCUCUUCAACUACACGGCCACCUUCCGCCGCGAGUCGGACUACCCGCUGACGCUGCAGUGGCUGCCCGGCGCGGGCUACCUGCGGGGCCCGGCGCUGCCCCUGGCCGAGAAGGACGCGUGGCGGCGGCGGGGCUACGGCCCGGUGCUCUACAUGCAGUCCCACUGCGACGUGCCCUCGGACAGGGACCGAUACGUGCGGGAGCUCAUGAAGUACAUCCAGGUUGACUCCUAUGGGAAAUGCCUGCAUAACCGUGAGCUUCCCAGCGAGCGACUGCGGGACACUUCGACAGCCACUACAGAAGAUCCCGAAUUCAUGGCUUUUAUCGCCAGGUACAAGUUCCACCUGGCCUUGGAGAACGCCAUAUGUAACGACUACAUGACAGAGAAGCUGUGGCGUCCAAUGCAUUUGGGUGCUGUCCCAGUGUACCGAGGCUCCCCAGCUGUGCGGGACUGGAUGCCAAACAACCUCUCCAUUAUUCUUAUCGAUGACUUUGACAGCCCCCAAGAGCUGGCAAAGUAUCUUGAUUUCCUUGACAAAAAUGGAGAGGAAUAUUUGAAGUAUCUAGAGUAUAAAAACCUUGGUGGAAUAAAAAACCAGUUCUUGCUAGAGACCUUGGAGAGACGGGAGUGGGGUGUGAAUGACAUGACUUUGCCCAAUUACCUGAAUGGCUUCGAGUGUUUCGUCUGUGACAGGGAGAACACCCGGGUCGAAGCGGAGCAGGAACACAAAAAGUCUCGUGGGAAAACUCCAGCUCCGGCACCUCAUGUAGCUCAUUUCCAGCACAUGGGAUGCCCUAUGCCAAGCCCUGGGUUUGGAAGUGUUGAAGACCUCUCUGGGGAAGACAGUUGGAAAGAGAUGUGGCUUCAGGACUAUUGGCAAAGCCUUGAUCAGGGUGAGGCCCUCACUGCUAUGAUUCAUCACAAUGAGUCACAUCAGGGAAGAUUUUGGGAUUAUAUGCAUGAGAUUUUUCUCAAGAGGACCAGGCAACGCUGAUCCAUCCCUGUAAGAGCUUGGUUUGAAAACUGAAAAAGUUGUGACUGAGAAUUCUUACUUCUCUCCAGAUGUUUGCCUUGAAGUAGAAGAAACUCUUGCAGACUGUUUUUCUGGUGCGUGAAGUGAGUGAUUCUCUGUUGCGAUUGGAUUUCAGCUGUGGAGAUGUGAGCAACUGCUUGUAUCUGAAUUGCAGCUCUGUGGUGUGAAACUGCUCCUGACAUGAGGGUGUCAACAUGUGGGGCAAAAGAGGAAUUUUGCAUUUGGUAUUGCUUCCCUGUGGCUUCCAUUAUUUCAGAGGAACACGUUUUCAGACUCUGCUCAAAUUCCCUAAGUUAUUUCAGGGACUUUUUUUAUAUCCAAAAUACUCAUUUUUUUAUAUUUCACACACUUACUCUCCUCAUUAAGUUAUACUUUUUCAUGCUAUUAACAAGUAGCUUUACCAGUGAAUGAAUUACAGAAGACUAAUGUCUGUGGAGAGCAGUUGUGCCUUAUGAAAUUGCAGCAAUAAAGUCUCUUCUCUCCAAGUAAA
Messenger RNA from Numida meleagris (helmeted guineafowl), 2047 nucleotides. It is a transcript of the gene POFUT4, whose product is annotated as fucosyltransferase 11. Lineage: Eukaryota; Metazoa; Chordata; Aves; Galliformes; Numididae. The transcript is spliced from 3 exons. The record is from RefSeq and is a predicted model, not a curated record. Gene Ontology annotation, molecular function: alpha-(1->3)-fucosyltransferase activity. Bases 1 to 1518 code for a protein of 505 amino acids. Gene Ontology annotation, cellular component: Golgi membrane.